UGUGGAUGUGGCUGCUGUGAAUAAAUAAACGCAGAAGGUUUUGAUGCUGUGUUAGACCGUCCUUUGGAGUCAGGUUUCUUAUUGUGUAUGGAUCAAUAGCUACAAUAAUGCAAAUAUUUUGGUUUAUUUAUAGAGUAUCCUUUGCUGUAACAAGAAAGACUCAUAGUAAUUACUCUCGAGUUGUGGAAUGAAACAAAGCAUAUUUAGGCUUUGGCUUUGAUAUGAUCUGAAACUUCUUUCGAGGACACAUAAAUUCAUUCAUCUGGAGCUUUAAUAUCGUUACAAUUGUGUUAGGAGGGACAGCUAGCAUCUGAGGUAUUUGUGCAUGGGUGAGAAAGUUUCCAUUCCGCUGGACGGAAAGGUACUUCUAUAUUCACUUUAUCAUAUCAAUAUACUACCAAUUACAUGCUAUAAUAAUACAUAUUAUCAUCAGUGACCGAUGGUUUAUACUUGGGACUGGGCUUCUCUGAACAAUAAUGUAACUUCAAUCCUUAUUUUUGUAGGAGGCUAUGUUAUUUUAUCUCUAAAUGUGAUGUUCAGUUUAUUUCUGCUCGAUGUAGAACGAAAGUAUCGGAGACAAAGGAAAACUGCUUCGCAAUGCUAGAUUCUUAAUUGAAAGGAGAAAAUAAGUUAAAUCAUGUAC
Moneuplotes crassus is the source of this 643-nucleotide messenger RNA. Lineage: Eukaryota; Ciliophora; Spirotrichea; Euplotida; Euplotidae. The record is from the annotation of a GenBank genome assembly.